Cinclus cinclus is the source of this 512-nucleotide messenger RNA. It is a transcript of the gene SLN, whose product is annotated as sarcolipin. Gene Ontology annotation, cellular component: membrane. The transcript has a single exon. Lineage: Eukaryota; Metazoa; Chordata; Aves; Passeriformes; Cinclidae. The coding region runs from base 376 to 471 and encodes 31 amino acids. Gene Ontology annotation, molecular function: enzyme regulator activity. The record is from RefSeq and is a predicted model, not a curated record.
AAUUUAUUUGAAAAAGCUUGCAGAAGUCAUAAUUGAUUUCCACAGACUGCUCACCCCUGUGCACCAUAUUUUGGGGUGACGCUGGGAAUGUCCUUGCUGGAAAUCAAAGAAGGUGAUAAGCUGCCAAAGAUGGCUUUUACUUCUUGGCACCCAAGUGGUUACUGACUCCUGGCCACUGAAACAACAUUUAUUUAGAUCGACAUAAAAAGCUCUACUGAAUCUACCACCUUCAUGCAUCUAUCCCUUACUACUUUUUUUUUUUUUUAAGAGCCUGUGACCUGAAGUUUGAGCUCAAGGACACAUCCAAGCAAGUCACCAGAGUUUUCUUUUUGCUCUGCUGGCUAAUCCCUGCUCUCUCCUCAUUACUCCCAAAAGAUGGAACUUUCCACACGAGAAAUUUGCCUCAACUUCAUGGUCGUCCUGAUUACUGUGAUCCUCAUGUGGCUCCUCGUGAAGUCUUAUCAGGAUUGAAAGACUCUCAGAAACUCUGGAGGUGAUUUCAGUGUGUGCCU